Molecule: messenger RNA, 1202 nt
Organism: Suillus fuscotomentosus
Lineage: Eukaryota; Fungi; Basidiomycota; Agaricomycetes; Boletales; Suillaceae
Exons: 1
Coding region: 48-776 (242 amino acids)
Biological process (GO): regulation of transcription by RNA polymerase II
Molecular function (GO): DNA-binding transcription factor activity, RNA polymerase II-specific; RNA polymerase II cis-regulatory region sequence-specific DNA binding; protein dimerization activity
Source: RefSeq, a predicted model, not a curated record
GGUGAUCGAUUCAUUCCGGGUCGGUAACAGUUCUUGCCUGCACCACCAUGUCAUCCCAAUCUCCGUCUCAGCCACCUCCCUUCUCCGAUUUCGAGUAUGUAUUUGAUCCUGCUCUCGCAAGUUUAUCCCCUCCUCUACUUCCCAUCCCAUCAUCUGCAGACCUCUUCUCUCCAUCCGAAACAACUGAUCUGCUAGGAUUCUUGGACAACUUUAAUUGGGAUUUCGAAUCGGAUCCCGCUCUCACUGCGCCCUAUCCUGUGCAGCAAAGCGCGCGUGACCUAGAUAAUUCGGGAGAAAUUAUGUCGCCGAUACUCCCAGAGCGAUCUGAGAUGCCAUCAGAUACUUCAAACGCCAGACCUUCAUCUUCAUCGUCCGCAACUUCGUCUUCUCCCUCGAAACAAGAUUCAACAGGCACAAAGCGCAAGCGAGCUUCUGCAGCCCCGUGUCAGACGGGGAGAGCCAAAGUCCUUCUAUCGACCCCUCAGAAAAGACUCAAUCAUAUCAUGUCAGAGCAAAAGCGUCGUAACGCCAUUCGUGAGGGAUACGCCCAGUUGAUAUCCCUUCUCGCCCCAGCUGGUGCACAGGCUAUUGACAUGCCUACCAGGGGUAGACCAAAGGGCAGCGGUAGCAGGGGGAAGGGUCACAGCAAAGGCAAGAGCGGGGUCCUCUUUCGAACAGUUGAGUAUUGCCGGUGGCUCGAGGAAGGGAGGGAUGCUUUGAUGGAUGAAGUACUUCGUCUUGAAGCAGCCGCAGGCAUUGUCUACCCGUCUCCGUAGUAACGGGUAUGCACCAGCUUUAUUAAGAUAAUCUUCCGAAACCGUAGUGAGUAGUUCGGUCUUUAUGCGUCCGGAGCUCAUCAGUCUUCUAGAAUAUAGGAAAUGCAUUCCCCUUAUUCACUGCCAGUUCAGGGUUACAGAACCCUGGCGGCUCCUUGUAAAGCAUGCCCACAAAUUCCCAUUUUUGCUCGAGGCUGCAGCUGUUUAUAUUGUAUACUUGGUCGAAUUUCUCGACGUGAAUUGUAUUGUACCUUUCCAUAAUUCUUAUCAUGCCUUUCGACGUACUGCCACAUAAAUAGACACAGUUUCUCUUUCUUUGGGGACCGCAUAUUGAAUUGCGAGGUUAUGAUUUUCUGUCCGGCUACUGUCUUGUCCGCUUCCCACCUGCAGGUCGACAGAAAUAAAACACAAACUUGCCUUUCAAAA